GAAUAUAUUAAUCAAAGUCAGAUUAACCUACGCUUCAUUCAUUGUGCUAAUAUCUGUUAACAAAAUGAAAGAAUUUAUAGGGGUUGUAUUUGGCGAUAACACCAACGCCGUAAUUCCUAAAAGCUGGCUAACUCCAGGGAGCUCUUCGUCUGAAAGCAAGUCUUGUUUCUGGCCAGCAAAAAGUGCACACCACAAAGCUCAGGCCAAAAUUGAACCCAACUCAAAAUGGCCCACAUACAACUGCCAAAUUUUGACUGAAGCAUCUACUUUCGCAAAGUGCGAACGCAAAAUGUACACCCUAACGGACGGGUCAACAUCUGCUGACGACGAAGUUGCUGAGCCGUUGGUCGCGCCUGUACCUGUCUUGACUUUCACCCCCGCAUCCGCACCAAGGAAGUGCCCUGUUGAGCAGCGUGAGGCUCUCCCAGAGGAAUGGAUGGAACGCAUCGAACGUAUCGAGCAGGAACAGAGCAGAAAUCAUCUUGCAAUAGCAAAUAAAAUGGACAGGAUGGAAAGGCAACUGAGUCACCUGAUUUCCUUAGCGGAAAUGAAGUCUGUGGGUGCCUCUGAAGCUCUGCAGGCGCCAGCCACUUCAAUGGCUGAAUUGGAUAAUAUUGCUAAGGAUCCAAACCUGAUUCAAAAGUUACAACCCUACAUCGGAAGCAACUCGAAGAUGACGGUGAGGAGAGUGCUGAAGCGCUGCAUGUCACGCGAUUUGGCACUUCACUUCAGCUUUACGGGUUUGGGAGAGAAAAGAACUGCCUCAAAGCAAGCAUUUGGGAGUCACCUCCUAUGCACGCGAAUUCUAGGUGAUGCAGCCGCAUUGCAAAUGAAGGACACGAGGGAAGUGCUCGUAAACCACAUCCAGGCCGCACUCCGAGGUGCGCGGGAUUGGGAUGGAGGAAGAAAGUUACGGCUUGAUGCUGCAGCAUCUCUGUCGGGUGUCGGCUCAUCACCUCUCCGUGCGACCGUAUCUACUGCAGGUGUAAUUUCUUGUACAUCACCUGCUGGAUCAGGCAGCGGUAAGCGUAGUCCUGUCUUCCUACCAUCCACCGUUUCAAUUCCCGAUAUUGAGGGAGCUGGCGCUGCAGCCAUAACUUAUGAUGAAGUCGAACAGCCUAGUCCCUCUGCAGGAAACUCUACAACUGGUGAUGUAUGGAAUGAUUCCAUUGAAAACUAGGAAAUGUCACGUGUAAGUGUGUGAUCAUUAUUACCUUUCUUGCAGUGACAAUAUUAUGGUAGCAAAAUUGGUGGGAUCCGCAUGUGGCCAGUAAAUCAAGUUUCUCUCCUUGCUUAAUGCUUAGCAUAUGAUCUUUAUUUAAUGUCAUGCCAUAGUGAGGUAGCUCAUUGACCGAGGUUGACUAAAUUGAACCUAGGUAAAAACAGGAACAUAAACUGAAAAUGGAAAUGCAGCUGUAAAAUAAAGGAGUAAUAAAUA
This is a messenger RNA of Hyalella azteca, 1438 nucleotides long. RefSeq lists its product as uncharacterized. The transcript has 5 exons. NCBI's taxonomy places the organism in Eukaryota, Metazoa, Arthropoda, Malacostraca, Amphipoda, Hyalellidae. The coding region runs from base 65 to 1180 and encodes 371 amino acids. The record is from RefSeq and is a predicted model, not a curated record.